Messenger RNA from Trichophyton rubrum CBS 118892, 555 nucleotides. RefSeq lists its product as uncharacterized. The record is from RefSeq and is a predicted model, not a curated record. Lineage: Eukaryota; Fungi; Ascomycota; Eurotiomycetes; Onygenales; Arthrodermataceae. Bases 1 to 555 code for a protein of 184 amino acids. The transcript has 3 exons.
AUGGACUUCGCUAUUGAAGAUUCUCAGAAUGCGGCUCCUGAGGGCCAGGCCAAUGUCGAGCACUCGAAGCUCGGCGCGACAGCUUCCAAGGCUGACACCCAAAGCGUUACCAAGAGACUCCAGAGUGAGCUCAUGCAGCUGAUGAUGUCUCCUUCUCCUGGCAUAUCAGCCUUCCCAGACGGAGACGGAAACCUGCUUUGUUGGACCGCCACCAUCGACGGGCCUGAUGACACUCCCUAUCAGAAGCUCUCCUUCAAACUCUCCUUUUCCUUCCCUACAAACUACCCAUACGCUCCUCCUACAGUCUUAUUCAAAACGCCAAUCUACCAUCCCAAUGUGGAUUUCUCUGGACGGAUCUGCCUUGAUAUCCUCAAGGAAAAGUGGAGCGCAGUAUAUAAUGUCCAAAGCGUGCUUCUCAGCCUUCAAAGCCUUCUAGGCGAGCCUAAUAAUUCAAGUCCCCUGAACGGACAAGCCGCUGAGCUGUGGGAUAAGGACCCUGCAGAGUAUCAAAGGCUCGUUUUAGCUCGUCACCGAGAGAUCGAGGCUGGCGAGUGA